This is a messenger RNA of Impatiens glandulifera, 2794 nucleotides long. Its product is annotated as GDP-mannose transporter GONST3-like. Lineage: Eukaryota; Viridiplantae; Streptophyta; Magnoliopsida; Ericales; Balsaminaceae. The transcript has 2 exons. Gene Ontology annotation, molecular function: antiporter activity; GDP-fucose transmembrane transporter activity. Gene Ontology annotation, cellular component: Golgi apparatus. The record is from RefSeq and is a predicted model, not a curated record. The coding region runs from base 184 to 1287 and encodes 367 amino acids.
UUCAGCCAGAGAGAGAGAGAGAGAGAAGAUCCGGAAUCCAAAUUUCAUUGCAGCUCUGUUGCGGAUACCAAAUCUACAGGAGACAACGGAUACGACUAUAAUCACAUUUCGAAAGGCGUAAAAAAUCCAAUCGGCGCUUGGCAAAACAAGAUAUAGAAGGUUGUUAUUUCAUUUGCUCAAAAGAUGAGCAAUGAUGCAGAAAACCCUAAAAAUGGAGAAGCAGUUUCAGUCACAGCUAAACUAACAUUGUUCGAAAUCCUUUUAAAGCAAGCAUCAGUUUACGGCAUAGCUGCAGGAUACUGCUUAUCAGCUUCACUUCUUUCGAUUAUCAACAAAUGGGCUGUCAUGAAAUUUCCAUACCCAGGAGCAUUGACAGCUUUACAGUACUUCACGAGCACAUUGGGUGUCCUCAUCUGCGGUUGGUUGAAGCUACUUGAGCACGACAAACUUGAUCUCUUAACAAUGUGGAGAUUCCUUCCAGCUGCUAUCAUAUUCUAUCUGUCUCUUUUCACCAACAGCGAACUUCUCCUUCACGCAAAUGUUGACACAUUUAUUGUCUUCCGCUCGGCUGUCCCAAUAUUUGUUGCUAUUGGAGAAGCCCUAUUCCUUCACCAGCCAUGGCCUAUGGUGAAAACGUGGAUUUCACUUCUAACCAUUUUUGGAGGUAGUGUGCUUUAUGUUAUAACUGAUUACCAAUUUAGCAUCAUGGCUUAUAGCUGGGCUGCAGCUUAUUUAGUUAGCAUGUCGAUAGAUUUUGUGUACAUCAAGCAUGUUGUUAUGACCAUCGGUUUGAACACAUGGGGGCUUGUUUUGUAUAACAAUCUCGAGGCUUUGCUACUUUUCCCAAUCGAGCUGUUUGUCAUGGGGGAGUUGAAGAAGAUAAAGCAUGAAAUUUCAGAUGAGUCGGAUUGGUACUCUUUCGAGGUGGUUUUGCCUGUAGGGUUGUCCUGUUUAUUUGGGUUAGCCAUUUCUUUCUUUGGGUUUUCUUGCCGGAGGGCAAUUUCUGCAACUGGUUUCACUGUUCUUGGGAUUGUGAAUAAGUUGUUGACUGUUGUGAUCAAUUUGGUUAUCUGGGAUAAACAUUCAACUUUAAUUGGCACAAUUGGUCUAUUGAUUUGCAUGAGUGGUGGUAUUAUGUAUCAACAAUCAACAAGCAAGCCCAAGGCUGUUGCUGAAACAAAGACUCUUGAAAGCGAAGAAGAGAACCAGAAGUUACUCGAAAUGAAAAGCAUGGGAGAAGAACCGGCCAAUGAUGACAAACAAGUAAGUUUACAAUCGGGUAAUUAAGCAGUAGAUAUAUAUUUAUGGCAAAAUUCCAUUCAACUGUUUUGGAUAGUUAUAUUUCAUAGAAAUUUUGCAAACUGUAUUACUAUUGUUAUUAUUAGCAUAUACAUUUGUUCAAAUUUGUUAGAUGAAGCUAUUAGUUUCUUAUAAUAACAUUUCUCAUUCUUGUUCAAUUAAAGUGCUUUUAGUAUGACUUGAGAUAGAAAUCUUGAGAAUCUUAGGUAGCUGUCUAACAUACUUAACAUUACCACUUAAGAACGAGAGAGUUUUGUUUUACUUUUUUUUUAUCGGGGUCUUUUCUAAGGAGGAUGCUUUCACUAAGAAUAUGACUUUUGAUUUCAACCUCAGGGUGGGUAGAUAGAUAGAUAUCUGGUGAAGCUGUUAUAACAUUACCAAUUUACCACUUAAGAAGAAGAUAUAUUGUUGCUAUUCCCACUUCAAUCAAUGAGAAUUAGACUUAAGACAUCAACCUCUUAAGUUUAAGACUCUUAUCACUUGAGAGUUAUCUCGAGAAUUUGAUGAUGCAGCUGUCAUAAUAUCAGCACUUAAGAACAUGACAUUUUCAUUUGUUUUUGUUGUUGUUGGAAAAUUCCAAACAUUUUGUGCAUGCAAUGAAUGAAUUCAAGAGGGCCAGUUCCUGUACCAGCCAGCCCAUGCAGAGACUAGCCCGCUAAUCCCAAGCGUAAUCGUGUGGUUACAGAAGGGAUUGGGCUCGAUAUCGGCCAAAGCGAUGAACAAGUCGGCUAAGUUAGCCGAAAUAGCCAUGAGCCUCAUCACUCUAUCUCCCCUGAUCUUACUAACUUUAUCUCCCACAUCAUCAUCUUCCUCCUUCGAAUCCAUGACGAGCUUUCUCUCUAGUGUCAACCCGUCUCUGAUUAGUAUAAGGUCGGUUAUGAUAAAGAAAACAUACCCGAAGGAUUCACCGAAAGCAGAGACAAAGCUCAUCCUCCUAGCCAAAGAUGCAUCGAGCAGACCGAUCCUGGCGAACCAGAGAAAAUGGUCAAAGAAGAAGUAGACCAUUUCUCCUGCGUUUGAGAGGACAGAUAGAACCCUGAAAGUGGAGGUGGGACCUGGGUUCCUCCUAAGUGCAUUGAAGCCGGUGAGGAACCUUCCUGAUCGGAAAGCUUUGCGACUAAGGCCGGAAGCAACCUCCCAUAGCUUGGCUCGAUUGGCGAGGUCGGGGUGAGUUGUCUCGAGCCGCCAAUGGACUAGCUUGGAAACGUAUUGGAAGGUCUUGACGAGCUUGUCUAUGCCGUCGCGUUUGGCUAAGAAGAUGACUAACUUGUCUACUGUGUCGUUCAUGAUGAUGGCUGGAAAUGAAAGAGAGUGAGUGUUUUGGUUGGUUGGUUUAAUGAGAGAGCAUUAUGAAAGGAGAACCACAAAGUGUAGAGGUGGUUUGGAUAACAUGCAUUGGUUUUGUUUGUUUAUAUGGUUGGACAAUGUUUAUCUCUUAUUCUCCACCGUCAGUAUUCACUAUUCAGUAAUAAUAGUCUCACCUAUUGUUUUGGUC